Molecule: messenger RNA, 1515 nt
Organism: Pediculus humanus corporis (human body louse)
Lineage: Eukaryota; Metazoa; Arthropoda; Insecta; Psocodea; Pediculidae
Product: cytochrome P-450, putative
Exons: 9
Coding region: 1-1515 (504 amino acids)
Molecular function (GO): iron ion binding; oxidoreductase activity, acting on paired donors, with incorporation or reduction of molecular oxygen; heme binding
Source: RefSeq, a predicted model, not a curated record
AUGAUCAAUCCUUGGGUUUUAGGAAUAAUUAUUAUCGCUAUUUAUGCAGUAAAUUAUUUUAAAAAUUGGGAUUAUUAUAAGGCAUUACGUAAAUUUCCUGGUCCUGCUGCUCUACCAAUUUUAGGAAACAGUUUGGAUUUCGCAACCAACAGUCAUGGUAUUUUUUUAAAAUUAGUUGAUUUCGGGCAAAAAUAUGGAAGGUUUUAUCGUGUUUGGAAUAACGGAAAAGCUUACGUCAUCUGUAACGACGAAAAAGAUGCCGAGAUAAUAUUGAGUAGUAAUGAACAUCUUCAUAAAAAUGAAGCGUAUAAAUUUUUUAUACCUUGGAUAGGAGAGGGUCUAAUAUCGGCCACAGAUAUAAAUAAGUGGAAAAUGCGGAGGAAAAUCAUCACUCCAACGUUUCAUUUUAAAAUUUUAAAUGAAUUUUUUGAAGUUUUCGUACGAAAUGCUGAAAUACUUUGUCAUCAAUUAAGGUUAAAAUCUGGAAAAGGUUCACUGAAUAUAUGUAAGUUUAUUAAACUAAUGGCGUUGGAUAAUAUUUGCGAAACAGCUAUGGGUGUAGAUAUUAAAGCUCAAGAAAAUUCAGAAAAUACAUAUGUAAAAGCUGUUCAAGAUAUAACGUCUGUCAUCUCUUUAAGAAUGUUUAAAGUUUGGCUAAUGAUUGACAGUCUUUUUAAUUUGAGUUCAGAAUCUAAGGUUCAGGCUCAAGCGUUAAAAAUUUUACAUGGAACUACAGAUGAAGUUAUAAAAAAUGCCCGUGAAAAAUUUAAAGAAAAAAACAAAAAUGAUAAUAAUAAUAUUAAUAAUUUAGAUGAAACUUUCGAUGAAAAAAGAAAAAAGGCAUUUCUUCAUUUGUUGUUAGCAUCCGAAGAAGGAUCGCAAUUGUCGGAUAAAGCAAUCAGAGAAGAAGUGGAUACUUUUAUGUUUGCGGGUCACGAUACAAUCAGUUCGGGAUUGAGUUUUGCAAUAUACAGCUUGGCAGAAAAUCCAGAUGUUCAGGAAUUGGCUUAUAAAGAACAAAUGGAUAUAUUUGAUGGAUCAACUCGUAAACCGACUUAUAACGACGUACAGGAAAUGAAAUAUUUAGAAAGAGUUUUAAAAGAAGUACAACGUGUAUAUCCGAGCAUACCCAUAAUAGGAAGAAAUAUAAAAAAAGAUUUACAAUUGCAAGGAAAUUAUAUUGUUCCCAAAGGAACUCAAUUAUGCAUAAAUAUUUAUUCAUUGCAUCACAAUCCGAAUAUUUGGCCAAAUCCAGAAAAAUUUAAUCCUGAUAAUUUUCUUCCUGAAGCUAUUCAAUCAAGAUCCCCUUAUGCUUUCAUACCUUUCAGUGCAGGUCCAAGGAAUUGUAUUGGGCAAAAAUAUGCAAUGCUCGUAAUGAAAGUCACACUCUCAACUCUUUUGAGGCAAUUUAAAAUUUUGCCAGAUCCACAUUCAAGGGAAAAGCCAAUGUUAGCCGGUGAAAUAGUUCUUUUAUCAACUAAUGGUUUGAAUGUUUGUGUAGAACCAAGAUUUUAA